AUGACACAGACUGUUGACACAAGCAUCCCAACAGUCCCAUCGCCUUCACCGAAGGUGGAAACUCCGCCUGCUGGCGGAUAUCCUGCACUAUGCAAAACCCUGGCAUUCAUCUGGGCCUCUGGCGUGUUUGUGGGCCGGGGUAUGAUGGCUCAACAGGGCAUGGAUGUCCCGAACACUGGAUUUCUGCCCGUUCUGAUCGGGUUUUUGGAGUGGUUCUCUGUUUUCGAUGAUGAAUGGAUCAGGUUCUAUGUCGAUCGGGAGGUAAAUGCCUCGGGACCUCGUCUUCUCUUCUGCGCCCGGGAAGGAAAAGGCCGGAACAGACUGAACAGAGCAGACCGGCCACUGAAACUGCAAUGGAUAAAGAGGACAGGGACCGACAUUUCUGGAUAUGUUUGUGGAGUACUAAAAAAUACCAUACGGCGAGCAUGGUCAACUGCGGCCAAGGCUGUACAUGUACUCACAUUCUGGCGUUUGUCUGGCGGGAACGGAGGUGGAACUUCAGUUCCUCUCGAGAACGUGGCAAGGGUAAAGGACACUAUUGGUGGUCAGAAUGUUGCCGACCAGGUGCAUUCAGCUCCCAGCUUGCAUAAGGCACAAGUAUGUGUACGAUGUUGGAUGGCCCUGGCGAGGGUGAUGACUGUGCUUGAGUGGAAAUUCAAGUAUAAGUUCAAGCCAGAAACCGCCACUGAGCCUGAACCUGGAACCGACAAUGGCGCGAUCCGAAAGAGGCUUCCUGAUAGGAACUUUCCGGCCAGGUAUCGCCAUCAGUUAGAUUCACCGAACAAAAAAGAACGUGAGAACGCGGCGAAAUUACUUCAAAACCCGAGUCAGCUUAGUGUGAUAUAUGGGAUGUCCGUCGCUCCAGUUCGUGGUCGUGGUGACGGAGAGAUCCCGAACCUAGAUGACAGGAAAGUUCGAACUACGACUGUCUUGGUGGGACUCCUCAUAUUGUCGACCUUGGGCCUUAUGACGAAGUCUCAGAUAUCAGMUUUAUGCUUCUCAUUAUUGCCGGCCUCUGUCGGUAUUCAUUUCUGUGCUCGACGGUUGACCCCAGAGCAGAGGCAAUUUUUCAACUUUGUCAGUGAACACUCUGCUCAGAUCGAACGCAUCUCACGGCACAUGCAUCUUGACCUUGUGCAUGAUCCUUAUUGGUCAGAUAGACCUAUUGAUGUAAUGCUUCACUAUAACGGAAUCACAGCAUGGUGCAGGUGCAGCCCUAUCCCACCUGGAGAGACGACAGAGCGAGAAAAGAAGGAUACAUGGAUUGAGAUAGUCAUUCCCAGCAUUUCACCCAAGUGUAACCGAGUCUACGAGUUCCUUGACAGCUUUGUGCACAGUUUUCUUCCCUGGGGUCACUCGAAGAACUGGGAUGUCAACUUCGCCUACGCUUUCAUCAUGCUCUUAUGCACUGCCUACAACGUCAAGAUGGGAGCAUGUGGCCUUGCAACAGCCUGCGCUGGCAAACUACUUUGCCCGCGAAACAGAUGGGGUGACGGGGACCAGUGGACUUUAGCAUGGUAUAUAUGGAUCCUCCAAUGGCUGACAGAUGGUAAAUUUUCAAAGGACAUAAUAUCUUGUUUGCCUCAGCAAAAUCGGGCAUAA
Molecule: messenger RNA, 1602 nt
Organism: Aspergillus pseudoviridinutans
Lineage: Eukaryota; Fungi; Ascomycota; Eurotiomycetes; Eurotiales; Aspergillaceae
Exons: 2
Coding region: 1-1602 (533 amino acids)
Source: RefSeq, a predicted model, not a curated record